CCAGUAGUCGCGGCGACUUUGCCGCGCCACCACGCCAUGGCGUCUGUCGCCGCGUGGCUCCCUUUCGCCCGCGCCGCCGCCAUCGGCUGGGUCCCCAUCGCGACCCACCCCCACCCACCACCGCCGGUCCCCAAAGACAGACGGCGAGCCGAGGACGAGAAACUCCUCAUCAACGUCUCUGGACGCCGCUUCGAGACCUGGAGGAACACGCUCGAAAAAUAUCCGGACUCACUCCUCGGCUCCUCCGAGCGAGAGUUCUUCUACGACGAGGACAGUCGCGAGUACUUCUUCGACAGAGACCCUGAUAUCUUCAGGCACAUACUCAACUACUACAGAACGGGGAAGUUGCAUUAUCCAAAACAUGAGUGUUUGACGGGGUACGAUGAGGAGCUAGCAUUCUUCGGGAUACUCCCGGAUGUGAUAGGGGAUUGUUGUUAUGAGGACUAUAGGGAUAGGAAACGGGAGAAUGCCGAGCGUCUCAUGGACGAUAAGCUCAGUGAGGCUGGGGACCAGAGUCUGCCCCAGCUCACGGACUUGCGGCAGAAAAUGUGGCGGGCGUUUGAGAAUCCGCACACUUCAACUGCCGCUUUAGUAUUUUACUAUGUCACUGGAUUUUUCAUUGCCGUCUCCGUGAUGGCCAACGUAGUGGAGACCGUCCCGUGCGGCCACAGGCCCGGCCGAGCGGGCACGCUGCCCUGCGGAGAGCGGUACAAGAUAGUAUUCUUCUGCCUAGACACAGCUUGCGUGAUGAUCUUCACUGCCGAAUACUUGCUUCGGCUGUUCGCCGCUCCCGACCGUUGCAAAUUCGUCAGAUCUGUCAUGUCUAUCAUUGACGUGGUUGCGAUUCUACCGUACUAUAUCGGGUUAGGCAUAACAGACAACGAUGACGUGUCGGGAGCGUUCGUGACCUUGAGAGUGUUCAGAGUGUUCCGUAUCUUCAAGUUCUCCCGGCACUCUCAGGGUUUGAGGAUCCUCGGGUAUACGCUGAAGUCUUGUGCGAGCGAGCUUGGGUUCUUGGUAUUCUCCCUGGCCAUGGCGAUCAUCAUAUUCGCGACUGUUAUGUUCUACGCCGAGAAGAACGAGCAAGACACCAAUUUCACAUCCAUUCCUGCUGCCUUCUGGUACACCAUCGUAACCAUGACUACGCUCGGGUACGGUGACAUGGUGCCUGGCACGAUAGCGGGCAAGAUAGUAGGCGGCGUGUGCUCACUGUCCGGAGUGCUGGUGAUCGCCCUGCCUGUCCCCGUCAUCGUGUCCAACUUCUCCCGGAUCUACCACCAGAACCAACGGGCGGACAAAAGAAAGGCGCAGAGGAAAGCCCGUUUGGCGCGCAUUCGUAUCGCAAAGGCGUCGUCUGGCGCAGCGUUUGUUUCCAAGAAGAAAGCGGCGGAGGCACGCCUGGCGGCGCAGGAGUCGGGCGUGGAACUCGACGACGCGGGACGAGACGAAGACAUUUUCGAAUUGCAACACCACCACUUACUCAGAUGUCUGGAGCGCACUACGUUUGUAAGCCCUCAACACGACCCUUUCCAGGAUCGGGAGUUUGUGGAGUUGGAGAAUCCUUUCAAUGGCGCGGCGAAGCGGCCCGGAUCGCCGUCGCCGCUCGCGUCGCCCGCGCACUCGAGCCGUGCGCCGGCGCUGCUCGCGUGUUGCGCGCGCUGCGGCUGCUGUCCGCAGAAAUAUCAGGUCCUGCUAUUAGACUCGAGUAGGAAGGGGCGCAUGCGCGGCGCGCGGCGGUACACGGCGACGUCGCGUCCGUCCGACACGUCGGUUUCAGCCGCGCCCAGCGAAGACCCGCUUCCGACACAAGCAUGCGGAAAAUACAUUCCUGCUGGAAGCACAGUGCAAGGGAACCAGACUGGAGUCGCGAUGGACGGGACAUACCUCGUCGAGGCAUCAUUCUAGGGCCCGUCCACUAGCCACAUGGAGAGCUACGUCUAGCCAUGGGACAAUCUCAAACGAGACAAAGUGGAAAGUGUUUAGCAUACUGACUACUUGAAAAUCGUUCGUCCCUCCAAGAGCGGAACCACGACUCAAGGGAUCGAACUUUCCAGAACUUUCUAGAAUUGUUGCGUAGUUAUUUAGAGUUGCUUGACAGACGGUCCUAUGAGUUGAUCAGAAACUUGUUCCAUAGAGGCAACUCUGAACGUAGACCAAUGUCGAUUCCCGUGUGGGAUAUUGGUAGCGUUUGAACGCUAAGGAUAUUAUCUCGAAUAAGACGUUUAAUGAUGUUAGAACUACUUGGAAGGCCAAAUGGGAAGUAUUCAAAUACAAUUAUUAGGUUACGAAUCUGUGUAAUUUUAUCUUUUUAAGUCUAACACGAUACUGCCUAAAUGAAGAAAUAUCAGAUUUGUAUUGAUGUAUUAGAAGUGUUGUCUUAUGAAAAUACAUUGACUACUGUCUGUUAGAUAAUGUUCAGAAUUGAAGAGGUAGGGUCGUUCAAGUUUACGGAAUAGAAAGAUAAAAGUUUAGAUUGUAUUUGUGUAUAGAUUGUGAUGAAUGAAGGAGUCCUUAAUGUAGACAUGUAUCUAAGCGAAAAGGCAACAUAAACAACUGAAGAUUUACAAUUCAAGUGCUUUAUAUUACACCAAUAGAUUGAUGUGUCAGUAAUUCUUGUAUUUUCAUUUGCGAACAGUUCUUUUGCGUCUCCUCCGUGUAGAAAUUCUUUUACCCGUAUAGGUGUAUUGUGAACAGUAUUAAUUAAGAUUUUAAUGGUGGAUGAUACAAACGAAUCUCGAUUCUGACAACGAGAAACAAACACGAUUGUAAGUUUACAUUGGAUUGGAAUUGUGAGUAAGGCUCGAUAUAGAAUGAACACUAGCGGGCCUAAUAUCGUACCUUGUGGAAGAAAAUAAUGUCAGUCCUUCAGGAUGUCUUCACAUUAGUCGCGCUGCAGCCUCGCGGCACAUUUUGUAUGGACUAAAAGACGCCCUUAAAGACUCGCUAGUAUAGAGCCAUUGAGCAGUGUAGAAAAGACAAAAUGGUUUCAAAUUUUCAUUAUAGUCAAUAGUUAUUGAAAUCAUAUCAAUAUUAGGGCAGUUAUCUAAAUAGGUUUGCAGGUGAGUUUGAUGAAAGCUCGUGCUAUUUAUGCGAGUUUAUUGUUUAUAUUUGUAGUGAUUCAUUCCAAUCUCAAUUACCCAAAUGUAAAUAUUUAAUUUACUUUAAUAUUUAUUCUACCUUUAUUUGUUAUUGACGAAUAUUUUUAAGGCAUUGUUUUUCUUCUUACUCAACAUCAAUCGUAUUUGCGUCUUUUAGAUUUAAGUAGGUACUACUCAAUAAUAGCUGUAAUUUGAAAUUCGAUUUUGAUUGAAAUGAAUCACGACGAUAUUCUGUCAUGUCCACGAGAAAAUGGGGUAUUUGAAUUCUCAUGUUAACUGUUUUUAUGAAAGUGGAAAUUUACUAUUUACUUGACGUGUUUUCGUCAUAGUUAAAAUUGUAGAUAUAAAAAAAGGUUUUAGACGUUUUCAGAAACUUUCCAAAACUGACGUACUUAGUCUGAGAGUCGCCAUCUGUGGGUAUAUUUAGGAAACGAGGGGUCUAUUGCUUAUUCUGUCCUAAAGCUACGCUUUGAAUGUUGUGAAAUGAAAGUGAGUAAGGUGGUGACUUUUCGAUUAGGUAAAAUUUUGUCCACUAUCAUUUGGUUAUAAUCCACUAGGACUCUAGUGCCUUCGAAAACGUGUAUUUCCAUAUAAUCAUUAUUGAUUGUUGCUCUGUGUUAGUGAGGGGUAGACGUUAUAUCGACUAACAUGAAUGCGCGCGUUUGCGUCAGUUCAUUCGUUCGAAACUUGUUAUAGGGACUUGGAUACUACUUUGGAAAAGUGUAUAUUCACUUUUAUAAUAUAACAUACCUACAUGAAAACCACUUUUAUAAUAUGUGGAUUUAAUGUGGUAUAUUUUCUUUACUAGAACCAUCCUAUUACAGUUAGCUGCAUAUUCUAUCGCAGUAAUCCUCAAGUCCCUAUAUAACGUGUCUAGUUUAUGUUUGUACUGUAUGCAUUGUUAAAAAAAAACUACUUUUUAUUUUAAGCUUAGUUCGUGACCGCUAGAGGCGCUGUUGUUUUCUUCGUGUAUACUAUAGUGAUGUGCAUACUUGUAUAUAUUAUACAGAGUAAAAUCGGAAAUAUUUUUUUAUAUUUUUUGGUACUAGUAAAAUAAGUAAUUACGAUCUUUUUAUUUUCUUACUGUUACCAUUUAAAAACGUUUUUUAGUUUUUAUGAAUUCAAAUAUUUUCGCUUUCACUUUGUAUAAAAAAACUUAUGCUAGACAUGUUUCGAACUAACAAUGAAUAUUGUACAAUGAAACUUGCAUCUGCGGAUGUUUUUAUGAAUAUCCAAGUAGUAAUGACCCUUGUAAAAAAUAGAUAUAUUAUAGAGGUCUUAUGAUUGCAAUAGUUGAGAAGAGUUAAAUAGAUAGAUGAAUUUAUGUGGUUAACUAGAAAUUUAUUUAAAAUUAUUAUCUGUUAUAAUUUAGCGGUAAGAAAUGGUGUACUUUUGGCAAGGAGUGAGCAGGAUUUCUUUAUAAAUUAGUUCAAGUGAAUAUUACUGUAAUAUUGGUGUUGGUGCAUUGUAAUAAUCAGGUUAGUCGUGCAUUUACUUAUUGAUUUAACCUUUUGAUUACAUCAGUGGUAAGAGUGAUAAUAUAAGUCCAAUUGGUCACGGAUAGGUAGUAAUUUAUUAAUAAAAUAUUUAUUAAACUGUUCAAGAAGGCGAUUGUUCCCUUAAUAAGCAACUUUUUGCAUUGGAUGCAUGGAGAGUGUAUUAUAGUAUGUGUAGGAUGAGUUUUAUUUUGUAGGUAUUAUAAUUAAAAACCGAAUUCGAUGUUGAAAUUAUCUUCCAAAAUAUUGCCACAAUUUCUACUAAAGGAAUAAUCAGUAAUUUGAUACAUCUAAGUAAAUAUUAUAAGGAUCAAUUAAUACAUUAAAGUUGAUGGUUUUCUCCUAUGUUCUUGUCAUUAUCUGUGGUUUAAAAUUUAUUCUUUGGAAUUUAAUGUUUUUAAUAAAAAUGUAAAAUAGGGAUGUGAAUUUUAAAAUUUAAAUUUUAUUAAAUCCUUUUAGUGUAUCUGUCCCUGUGAUUCUAUGGCUGUUAUAAACUUUAUUUCUUGUUUUUCUCUAUUGAUAUUUAUGGAGUAUUAUAAUGUGAGAAAAGGCCUAUUUAGGUAGUGAAAGUACAUCCCAACAAAGUUUUAAUGAAAAGAAGAGAAAUACAUACUUCAUUCCCAUUCCCGAGGCAUAUUUCUGUUCAUUUUUAUCUAAAGUUUUUAAAUGCACGGUUUUUAAAUGAAUAAUUAAAACAGUAUAUAUAUAUGUCACUAAAUAUUUUUCUUUAAAGAAUUUCAAAAACAUACAAUAUUAGUUAUAACAGAGAAGCUAUAUCUUCCAGCAUUAGAUACUCAACUAUUCUUCGAUAAAUUGUAUAUUAAACUAAAAUACUAUUUUCACAACUGUAUAUUUCAAAGCUGUAAAAUAGGCCUCCCUGUUGAGUUUUCCGUUUUAAAAUUGUAUGUAAAUUUUACGUCUUGUUUUUAAUUUAUCCUUUCUAAAUAACGUUUAAAAUUUCGGACCAUUUCAGUACUGCCGAAUGUUAAAAAAUAAACUAAUUUGAUUUUCAAACUGUGUGUUCUAAAUCUAAAAUCUGUCUUAAAAUGGAAUGCAGAGCUUUUUCAAAUUUCGGCUACAUUCAAACCCAUUAGUGAACUUCUUUGCUGAACUGGGAAUAAGGAAAAGUUUAGUUAUUUAAUUAUCCUUAGCUUGUAUUUAAAUAUCCACCUCUACCAAAUGACCUAUAAUAACCUAAUAUGGACUUAAUAUGGGCGAUAGGCUGGUAACCUGAGACCAUAACACAUCCAUACAUACAUAAAAUGAAGAUGGGGUUGGUAAUUCACCUCACAACCCACACGAUAGAAGAAGAAGACAUAAAAUCACUCCUAUUUCCCGUUGGGGAAAAAACCUGAAGACCAUAAGGUCCACCGUUCUUAUCAAUUUUAAACUUCAACACCCAAAUUGCCGAAUUAUGGUUCCAGCUUACAUUCACGUUAUUCACGAACUAUCUCUAAAAAAAUUAAAAAGAAUUGAGAAAUUUAUAUUAAAUUAAAUUAAUAUAUUUUUUUUAUUUUAUUUCAUUUUUACUAGUAAAUAUUUUGUUUUUAUUCUGUUUUUAUUUUUUGUUUUUAUUAUUGUUUUUGUACCUAAUCUCUUCUAUAAAAGUGAGAGUGUAGUCGAUUUUGAAACCAGCUCUAUAUCGUUAAAGAGAUAGGUAGUGUUGUGACUCUGCAUAUUGUUGGACCAAUGGAGGCGUAACUUCAAAUGUGUAGCGAGGAAUAGAGGUGCGUGCAUGUCGAUAAAUAACUCUUUUUUUUUUAAUUCUAGAUAUCGAUAAAUUGACUAUUACGAUUAAAAUGUUGUACCUAACUUAAGACCCUCGGUUCUGAACCUUUAGCUUAACGAUUCUUUGUUAUUUUGAGAAAAGAAUAAAAUAAUUGUAUAUAAUGAA
Molecule: messenger RNA, 6488 nt
Organism: Pectinophora gossypiella (pink bollworm)
Lineage: Eukaryota; Metazoa; Arthropoda; Insecta; Lepidoptera; Gelechiidae
Gene: Shal
Product: potassium voltage-gated channel protein Shal
Exons: 6
Coding region: 37-1905 (622 amino acids)
Biological process (GO): potassium ion transmembrane transport; protein homooligomerization
Cellular component (GO): membrane; voltage-gated potassium channel complex
Molecular function (GO): protein binding; A-type (transient outward) potassium channel activity
Source: RefSeq, a predicted model, not a curated record